Messenger RNA from Vigna unguiculata (cowpea), 1118 nucleotides. Its product is annotated as transcription factor MYC2-like. Gene Ontology annotation, molecular function: DNA-binding transcription factor activity; transcription cis-regulatory region binding. Gene Ontology annotation, cellular component: nucleus. Gene Ontology annotation, biological process: regulation of DNA-templated transcription. Lineage: Eukaryota; Viridiplantae; Streptophyta; Magnoliopsida; Fabales; Fabaceae. The record is from RefSeq and is a predicted model, not a curated record.
AAAAUAUAAUGCAUGUAAGAAGAAACGCGUGUUGAAAAUAGUAAAAUAAAAGUAGAAAAUACAAACACGGUGUUCCGAUCCUCCUAUUUCCGUAAUGGAGGCCUCUGGUCCGGCGACGCUGCAAUCCACCGCCUCAAGCCGCACCUCGCCGCUGUUCCGAUCCCAGUUUCCACCCAAUCGGACUCCCUUCCAACCGCUGUUUGAGACUAUACUUGAAGGUGGUAGAGAGACGUGGAUAUAUGUAAUUUACUGGGAAUACUCCUCUGCAACUUCCCUUCUCGGUUGGGGUGACGGCUAUUACAACGGCGACUACAAUGGUAAAGCCUGCAAAGCGACGUCGUCCACAGAACAGGCCCAGCGCAAGAGCGUUAUUCGGUUACUCAAUUUAUUAGUUUCAAGCCGCUCGGCCACUCCUGGUGAUUACGACGAGGACGUCACUGAUCUAGAGUGGUUCUUUUUGCUCUCCAUGGCUCACACCUUUCUCCACGGCAGCGGCAUGUCGGGCCAAGCUUUCUUCAAUGGGGCCCUGGUAUGGGUCACCGGGCCAGACAGGUUAUCUGAAUCCGCCUGCCAACGGGCCCGCCAGUUGCGGGAGUUUGGGCUUCAGACUAUGGUUUGUAUACCGUGCCCAAACGGUGUCGUUGAGCUGGCCUCCACUGAAGUGGUUCUACCCUACUCUGAUCUCAUGAGCAAAGUGCGAGAUUUUAUCGACUUCAAUUACCCGGUCAGGGACCUAACCUCUCACCAAAUCAUACCACCACGGGAAGAUAAAAGAUUGCAUGAAAGAGAAUAUACCGAGAUGCAAAAUCAUGAAGACGAGAACUUGUCUAAGAAAUUUCGAGGAAAAGAAAAGAUAAGUGAUUCAAAAUGCUCAUUGUUCAUGCUAUCAGAAAGUUCGGAUGGAGCCUCUCGUAGCACACGUUCACAUUCUUACGACUAUUCUGGCCCCUCCUAAAUUUGUCUUGUAUUUUUUUCAUGAAAGUUUAUAAUUUCUGUACUUGUGGGAACUGAAAUUAUCAAUGAGGAAGCAUCAAAUUAGCUUAAUAUUGUGGGAAAUAUGGAGAAUUUAAACAAUGUAAGCAGUGGUGGAAGCAGAAGAGAAAUUUUUCAUUGAUUUA